AUGUGUGUGCCAGUAGGCGAGUCCAAUGCCUGCGGUGUUCCCUUUCAAGAGGAAGACGUGAUUAUCCUUAAUGGCAAUAAGGAAGAUGUGGAAGUAUUGAAGAAAAGGAUGGAGGAGAGGAGACUUAAAAGCAAAUUGGAAAAGAAAUCAAAGAAAUGCAAGCCAGCAGAAUCGGCUUCUCGGCAAGAUCCCGCUGCAGAUGCUCCAGGUCCAUCAAAGGCUAAGAAUGGAAAGGAUUGUAUCAAUUCCAGUUCUGGGAAAAAGAGGCAGAUUAUCUUCACCAAAAGUUCAGAUAAUGGAAAUCCAUCUGUACCAGGAAAAGUCAGUAAGGCUGCUUCUACUACCACGAAGAGAUCCAUUGCAGACAGCGAGGAGAAAUCCGAGGCGUACAAAUCUAUUUUUACAUCACACAGCUCAGCAAAACGUUCAAAGGAGGAGUGUUCCAAUUGGGUUACUCACACAGCGUACUACUUCUGA
Mesitornis unicolor (brown roatelo) is the source of this 477-nucleotide messenger RNA. Its product is annotated as protein RTF2 homolog. The transcript is spliced from 5 exons. Gene Ontology annotation, cellular component: nucleus. The record is from RefSeq and is a predicted model, not a curated record. The coding region runs from base 1 to 477 and encodes 158 amino acids. Lineage: Eukaryota; Metazoa; Chordata; Aves; Mesitornithiformes; Mesitornithidae. Gene Ontology annotation, biological process: site-specific DNA replication termination at RTS1 barrier; mitotic DNA replication termination.